Molecule: messenger RNA, 1476 nt
Organism: Erpetoichthys calabaricus (reedfish)
Lineage: Eukaryota; Metazoa; Chordata; Cladistia; Polypteriformes; Polypteridae
Exons: 1
Coding region: 106-1476 (456 amino acids)
Cellular component (GO): nucleus
Source: RefSeq, a predicted model, not a curated record
GGAGUCCUUAUUAGAGCAGCCCGGGCAGCUCCGGCGGCACUUGCUCGUAAUCUCAUGUGAGGGCCGUUAGCUGAGCUCACCUGCCUAGGCUGGCCGAGUUCACCGAUGGCCGCGCUGACGCUGACCUGCAACGGGAGGCUCAGGAGAUUCCUCAGAGAGCAGAAACUCUGCCCGAUCUGCGACCAGUUCGUCUUCGAAAGUGACUUCAUUGAGGUGACGGAGGCCGGGAAGAGGUCGAUAAGCACGGGCGGGACGACAGUCAUCACGGUGGGGAUCAUUUCUUCCGAUUCCAGCCUCCCGCUGCCAGACGCCAUGCUCGUGGCCACGUACACCAAGGAGAGCAAUUGGGCCGUGGGAAGGGGGGGGAUAACCGAGGCGGAUGAGGGGGGUCGGGGGCGGCAGGAAGGUGCUGGUCCCACGGUGCCCGAUGGCAUGAGGCUCAAGAGCCUGCUGGCCCUGGAGGCUGUCAAGCUGUCCGUCCUGAGCACCGAGUGGCAGCAGCUCAAAGUGGAGCUUCCCAACAAGCUGGAGUACCGCCUGCAGCUGCUGGUGCCCGAGGGGCUGGAGAAGCUGGUGUUCAACAUGUGGGUGGCACUGCUCAACAGGUUGAGUGAUGCAAACCCCUUGGAGCAAAAGAAGGUGGUGAGCCCCCCAGAAGACAUGGUGAAUGCCCACGAGAACGUGAUCCUGGAGAGCAAAUUCGCAGAGGUCAAUGAGGACGGGCAAACGUCCAGCAUCCGUGCCAGCCUGCCAGUGGUCAGUGUGCUCGUGGUGUCGACCAAUCCGUUCUUAUCCAUGCCUGACCUCAUGCUGGUGGGCCUGCCCACAAACGGGCGACAAGAUCGAGAAGAGUCGGAGAGCCAGUGCCACCAGUGGGAGGACAGGAGUCGCUACAUGGGCACCGAGCUGAGCAGGUGCCUGCCCUUCAGCGAAAUGAAACUGAGCGUCUACAGUGAGGAGCGGCAGCAGCUCAAGGUGGCGCUCUCCACCGGUCAGGUGCACUACCUGCGGCUCCUGGCCGCCCCACACCGACGGGAGCUCCUCUUUGGCCAGUGGAUCCAGGUGGUCAACAAACUCAACGAGGUGGCACCUCCUGAGGAGGAGGAGGAGGAAGAAGAGGAGGAGGAAGACAAAGAGAAGGAGGAGGAGGAGGAGGAGGAGGAGAUGGCGGCAGAACCGCGCGAAGAGGAGGAGGAGGUGAUGGCGGUGCCUCCUGUGAUACGAAGGGAGAGCAAAGAGAUGGAGCUCCUCGGCAGGGAAGAGGAAGAGCAAAGGGAGGAGGCUGCUGCAGCGUCACAAGAAGAAGCUGCACAGUCACAGCCGGCGAAUGUCCAGGCGAGGCGAGAACUUCCCCAGCUCCCACCAGAUGCCAAAAAAGGUGCAGGCAAAAAAGGAUUCGGCGAACGUGGCGGGACAUCCAGUCAGGACAAGAAGAAGAAAACGACCCGCCUCAGUGUCUUCAAAAAGAAGAAGUAA